AUGAAGAAAGUCGUAUUAUUUAAAAGUGUGUCAGAGGACUACAAAAAAGUCUUUAAUGAGAACAACUAUGAGGCUAUAUUUGUUGAACCUUUGCAAUUUGAGUAUAUGAAUUUAAAUCAAUUGGGAGACAAAUUAGCAGAAAGUGAAUAUAAGGGUAUGAUACUUACGAGCCCCAGAGCUGUUGAGGCAGUUUCUAAAUGUUGGUCGCCUUCCAAGUUCGUUACGUGGAGCACCAAAAGAGUGUACACUGUAGGCGAAGUCAGCAACAACAAGAUAAAGUUACUCCUUGGCUUAGAGGCUCUCGGCACCACAACAGGAAAUGCAGAAAAUUUAGCCAAUCUCAUAGCUAAUGAGAACUGUGAAAACGAGAAAUUUCUAUUCCCAUGCGGCAACUUAAGAUCAGAGAUUUUACCUAACAUACUUGAAUCUAAAGGUAUAACGGUUGACCCUGUGACGGUCUAUGAAACAAAAGAAAAUGAAAACUUAAAAAGUAAUCUACUGGAGCUCAACGACACCAUGAACCCAUGUUGUAUGGUGUUUUUCAGUCCAUCAGGUUGUGAAUACAUUUAUCGCCAAUUACAAACAUUCAACAACAACCUUUCAAAUCUUCCACACUUUGCUAUCGGCAAUUCAACUGCACACAAAAUUGAAAAUCUCGGUGUAGAGAUAGCUGGUGUAGCAGAAAAACCCAAAGCAGAAAGUGUCAUAGAAUCUGUUCAACAAUAUUUUAGGACUCAUGAGCUGUGCCAGUAG
Messenger RNA from Danaus chrysippus (African queen), 753 nucleotides. NCBI's taxonomy places the organism in Eukaryota, Metazoa, Arthropoda, Insecta, Lepidoptera, Nymphalidae. The record is from the annotation of a GenBank genome assembly.